AUGCCAAAAAAUAUGCUUGAUUUCAACUGGGAAGUGGGAACAUAUUUCGUGGAUAAAGAAGACAUCCUUGAUGCCAUCAAAAGUUAUGUAGUAGAGAAUGGGAAAAAUUUGAAACUUGUUAAAAAUGAUAAAAAAAGAAUAAGGGUUAAAUGUUUGGGAUCAAAAGGAGAAUGUCCAUGGGUUGCAUAUUUUGGUUUCAUGGAUGCAGUAAAGUCAUGGCAACUGAGGACUGUGGUUGACAGACAUACAUGCAGUAGGGAACACAAGUUACGGUUAUUCAAUGCAAAAUGGCUUAGUAGAAAAUUGGAAAAAACAAUCAGAGAGAAUCAUAAUGUAAAGGGAGUUGAUAUUAGAGAUAAAAUUACUAGGAAAUGGAACAUAGCAAUAUCUAAGAAUAUGGCUUACAGGGCCAAAGCCUAUGCAUCAAACGAAGUGGCAGGAUCCUUUAGUAAGCAAUAUAGUACAAUUUAUGAUUAUGCUCAUGAAUUAUUAGUAAGAAACCCUGGGUCCACAAUCAAGGUGAAAGUUGAGCCAUAUGAUGGGAAACCAAUAUUCAAGAGAUUUUACGCAUGCCUAAAGGCAUGCAAAGAUAGCUUUGUCUCAUGCAGGCCAAUCAGUGGCCUUGAUGGAGCCUUUUUGAAAGGCAGACAUCAUGGUGAGCUAUUAACUGUUGUGGCUCGAGAUGCAAACGACCAAAUGUUGCCACUGGCGUAUGCAAUCGUAGAAGUUGAGAACAAGGAGACUUGGACAUGGUUUAUGGAGCUACUGAUUGAAGACCUAGGUGGACCUGAGGUGUGUUCUUCACUUACAAUCAUAUCAUAUCAACAGAAGGGUUUGUUACAAGUUGUACAAGAUGUUAUUCCUGGAGUUGCACAAAGAUUUUGUGUAAGGCAUUUAUAUGCCAACUUUAGGAAGAAAUUCCAUGGAAAGAAUCUGAAAAAGCUUAUGUGGAGGGCAGCUAUAGCAACCCACCCACAAAAAUGGGAGAACGAGAUGAGAAGUAUCAAAGAGGUGAACCAAGAUGUUUUACAACACUUGAUAUCUAUUCCUCCAAGAUCAAGGUUCACAAGCACAACUCAAUGUGAUACUUUGGUAAACAACAUGUCAGAAGCCUUUAAUAGUGUUCUGGUAAAUACGAGGACAAAACCAAUUAUUACAAUGUUGGAGGAAAUCAGACUAUACAUGAUGAAGAGAUGGGCCACUAAUAGGUCAAGGGUAACUUCAUUUAAGUCAUCAAUUUGUCCAAAAAUACUGAGUAGACUACAAAAGGAGGCACUACUAACAAAGAAUUGGAUUCCCAGGCUACUUGAAGUCAGACAUGUGUCCCAAAGUGGGGACAAGUUUGUGGUGGAUAUAGAUCAAUAUUCAUGCUCUGCAGGAAAUGGAGCAUCAGUGGAAUACCUUGUGUACAUGCAUUGGCAGCAAUGA
Molecule: messenger RNA, 1428 nt
Organism: Vigna angularis (adzuki bean)
Lineage: Eukaryota; Viridiplantae; Streptophyta; Magnoliopsida; Fabales; Fabaceae
Exons: 4
Coding region: 1-1428 (475 amino acids)
Source: RefSeq, a predicted model, not a curated record